Penicillium brevicompactum is the source of this 813-nucleotide messenger RNA. RefSeq lists its product as uncharacterized. The record is from RefSeq and is a predicted model, not a curated record. The transcript has 3 exons. The coding region runs from base 1 to 813 and encodes 270 amino acids. NCBI's taxonomy places the organism in Eukaryota, Fungi, Ascomycota, Eurotiomycetes, Eurotiales, Aspergillaceae.
AUGGGUAAAAUCAAAUGGGACAGCGCUGCUGACCAGAUUCUCUUGACCAAGAUUCUCGAGACAUCCGAGAUCAGCGUUGAUGUCCAACGUGUGGCCGACGCAUGGCCCGCCAACGAGGAGGACAAGCCCACUCCUCGAGCAAUCAAGGAACGAAUCAACAAGAUCAAGGAGCUCAGCAAGCGUGCUCGAACCGGUGCUCCAGGAGCUAUUAGCCCAAACACUCCUAAGAAGAGAGCUCCUCGCAAGACUCCCAACAGUGGAGCAACUCCGGCCCGCAAGAGGGGCAGAGUUUCUCAGGCACAGAGAGCCAAGGAUGCAAAGAUGGCCUCGCAACGUGCUGUGGAACAUUAUUCGGAGAGCAGCGAGAAUGAGGAGAUUGAGGACGACGAUGACAGCGAGGUAGAAGAGAUUCUCCAGGUCAAUAUCAAGCGCGAAAAGCACGGCAAUGAUAACGCAGCCAAGAUCAAGCGCGAGGAUCAGGAGAAAGGUGAUGAAAAGUUUGCCCUCGCAAAGAUGAUCAAGGAGGAUGAGAACGAGAUCAGCGUUCCCAAUACUAUCCGAUUUGUGACCAUCAACGAUGAGCAGAUUGGUGAGAUGAGACGCAAAGUCGAUUCGAAGAAGCGCAAGAUCACCGAGGAAGAAGAAGAGGCUCUCUUUGCUGAUCCUAUCCCCAUUCUCUCCAGCCCGGAACAGGAGUCUAAGAUGGACACUAGCCCUGAUGCAACAUCUUUGAAUCCUGCUUCGAACGAAGAGUCCGCUGAAGCUGAAUCUCCGGAGUGGUAUCCCAUGGGGAAGCCACUCCUCAACAAUUAA